Molecule: messenger RNA, 2720 nt
Organism: Bombyx mori (domestic silkworm)
Lineage: Eukaryota; Metazoa; Arthropoda; Insecta; Lepidoptera; Bombycidae
Product: triacylglycerol lipase
Source: RefSeq, marked provisional
UCCCUUUAAAAAACCCAUCGAGAGCCCGUUCAAUAGAAUGCUUCUAAUAAUUAUUUAGUCUUACAGAAUAUUUUACCAGAAAGGUCCAUCAGCGUUAUUCAAAUAAAACAACGGCACAUGGUAAUCUGGACCCUAAAACUGUUAUUUUUGUUAACAUUUGUAUCGGCGAGGACGUCAUAGUCUGACCCCAGAUAUCAACGACUAUGUACAGGCAGUCGUAUAAAAGCUUGCGAUUAGUCGCGCACGCUCAGUAUCUACUUGAAUGUACGAAAAUGAAGAUGCACGUGUUCUUAGUUAUUUUGGUGGCACUAGCGCGUGUCUCCGUCCAAGGGUUUGAUUUGUUCGGAAGCUCGAGAAGCCUCGUCAAUAACUUCGAAGACGCUCGUAACUACAUCGAAACGCAAAAAGAUAAGGUCAUCGAAGAAUGGUCCUCCUACAUGGAAGACAUAAAGCUGUCGAGCUCGUGGACGAACUUCUUAGAAGAUAAAGAGAAUCCGUCCUUGGAAGACCCCGACGUGGUGCUGAGCGUGCCCGCGAUGAUCACGCGGCGCGGCUACCGCUGUGAGACCCACUCGCUCAUCUCCCAGGGAUACGUGUUAAACAUUCACAGGAUACCGCAGGCUCGAAGCGGCGGCGACACUCCAUCGAAUACCGUGAUACUUCAGCACGGCUUGUUUGCGAGCUCUGCCGACUGGGUCCUGAACGGGCCUGGAAAAUCCUUAGCCUUCGUGUUGGCGGACGCCGGCUACGACGUCUGGAUGCCAAACAUAAGAGGUAACAGAUAUUCGAGGGAGCACACCACUUUAAAGAGCAGUUCGACUCAAUAUUGGAAUUUCUCGUGGCACGAGGUCGCCCAGCACGACAUCCCGGCCAUCAUAGACUAUAUCAGGGAGAGGAAGGGCUCGGACACAAAGAUCGCGUACAUGGGCCACUCGAUGGGUUCCACGAUGCUGUUCGCGAUGCUGGCGCUGCGGCCGGAGUACAACGCGGUGCUGCGGGCGGGGCUCGCGCUCGGCCCCGUCGUCUACUUGUCUCAUAUCAAGUCGCCGGUCAAAACGCUAGCUCCGGUUGUCGCCAACGCGGCAAGAAUGAACGUUAUUAAAAACGGCGAAUUUGUGCCGAAACAAUCUGGCUUCGGACAAAUGAUGAGCGCGUGCAGCUCCGACGACGUGGACACGUACGUUUGUAAAAACGCAAUAUUCUUCAUCUGCGGCACCGACGAGAAGCAGUUUAACAAGACGCUGCUGCCGGUGUUCCUGUCGCACCUCGGGACCGGCACGUCCAUGAAGACCAUCCUUCACUUCGCGCAGGAGAUCGACGCCGCGGGACGCUUCCAGCAGUUCGACUACGGACCCACCAAUAAUAUGAAAAUAUACAAUUCAGAAACUCCACCAGAAUACGAUCUGCGCAAAAUCACUCUUCCCAUUUACCUGCUGUACUCAAGGAAUGAUUUAUUGUCUAGCGAACAAGAUGUUGAUAAACUGUACCAAGAUUUGGAAACCAGAACAGAAAUCUACCUCGUACCGGACCCUGAGUUCAACCACGUGGAUUACCUGAUGGCGAACGACGCUCCGAGACUCUUGAACGACAAGGUGUUGCAGUUCUUGCUCGCAGCUUUUGCGGACCACCAAGGACCUGAUCGUCACAUGGGAACUCGCGAGUCAGUCCGCCAAUACAAAGCAUCACGUAAAGUGUUGAACACGUGAGGUGGGGGGCGACCGUGGAGAGCGGGCCCGCUACAGCAUCCUGUCCACUUUUUGCGAGCCCUGCUCAGAAUUAUUGGUUUAAUUUCAUUAUUUCUGACAGUUGUCGUGGUCACAUCGACACGUGGUCCAAUUAUACAUCGACCAUUAUAAACAAUCAAAACCAAACCUAACCGGUUCAAUACGUGGCACUUAAUAACCUCCGCGACAAUAGAUAUGUACAAGACAUAUUAUUAUGUAUGUAUAUAAAUACGUACCUAGUACGGCUCGACAGAGGGAACGUCCCUGUGAUAAUGGAUACAUUCGUUUACAACAAUAAAUUGCAUGUUUUGUACUUUUAAGGUACUUUAAAAUGUCUAGUGCUUAUCUAACAUCCUGGGAUCCUCUUAUAGUGAAAUAGUGAAGUAGAAAGUACAAGAAAAACAGAACCCAAGAUUUUCUUAGUUCUUUAUGUAUCUAAAAUCUAAAUGUAAAUUUAAAGAUAUAUUUAAAAAAUAGUCUUUAGCUUAAUAUUGAAAUAUCAACAAAUAAAUAACACAUCAGUCGCCAUAACUACGUAGACUGAAAUAUUCGAAUUGUCGGAAGUAAUAAAAUACAAACAUUUUAUACGAGAUGAAGCCGCACGGCAGUCAGUGCAGUGCGAGGUCGAGACACACGUCACAUCUGAGGGCGGCCGCGCUGCUCCGUUCCGAGUGAAGGAGGAAAGGCCACGAUGAUAGGUAGCGACAAACAGUCGCGCAGAAUACAAGGGAACACAAGGAAGGAAACUCGCGAACAAACCGAACUGAUUUAUUAACGUCUGACCCGGAGCUUGCCUCGCACCUAAUUGUCACAGUACGAGUAUCAGUGGCGUACGGAGACAUGUAUAUAAUAAGAUAAACUUAAGAAAUUGAAUGGUGUACGCAAGAGACCAUAAUUAUUUAAUUAUUUACUUGAUACGCCAUUAGCGUUUUUAUAAGAAAAUGUAUUAUAAUUUAUGUAUUAAGUAGAUAAUAAAAAUCUAGUAAGUAAACUGCA